Molecule: messenger RNA, 978 nt
Organism: Penaeus monodon (black tiger shrimp)
Lineage: Eukaryota; Metazoa; Arthropoda; Malacostraca; Decapoda; Penaeidae
Product: anti-lipopolysaccharide factor-like
Exons: 2
Coding region: 319-717 (132 amino acids)
Source: RefSeq, a predicted model, not a curated record
AAGAUGCGUGUGUCCGUGCUGGCAAGCCUGGUGCUGGUGGUGUCCCUGGUGGCACUCUUCGCCCCACAGUGCCAGGCUCAAGGGUGGGAGGCUGUGGCAGCGGCCGUCGCCAGCAAGAUCGUGGGGUGUGGCACUUACUCCAUUCCUUUUCUUAAAUUAUGACUCUUUAUCUUUGAUCAUGAUCAUAUUUGUUCUCUUUUUAACUUAUCUAUUCUGAUAUUUUGACAUGCUUUAGUCUUUUCUUCUUGUCAUUAUUGUGAUUUGACCUCACGACUGUUAUUACCUUCCAUAUCUUCUUUAUCUAUUAUAAGUUUGCACAUGUAUCUCAGUAGUUACCUCAUCAGUCUUACUGUUACUGUUCUUGUUAAAUAUCAUUCCUCAUUUUCGCCGUCACUGUUUCUGUGUCACUUCUUUCUGAUCCCUCGUCUUCAUUUUUCUAAUUUGUUCGUCCGUUCUCCUCCGACAAGGUUGUGGAGGAACGAAAAAACUGAACUUCUCGGCCACGAGUGCAAGUUCACCGUCAAGCCUUAUUUGAAGAGAUUCCAGGUGUACUACAAGGGGAGGAUGUGGUGCCCAGGCUGGACGGCCAUCAGAGGAGAAGCCAGCACACGCAGUCAGUCCGGGGUAGCUGGAAAGACAGCCAAAGACUUCGUUCGGAAAGCUUUCCAGAAAGGUCUCAUCUCUCAACAGGAGGCCAACCAGUGGCUCAGCUCAUAGGCCUUUUGCUCUAUGAAGAAUUGUCAGUGUUCAGCUGCAGUUGGCAAUGGAAGCUCUACCAUUUUGAUUUCUUGUGUUUUUCCUUUCAAUACUGAACCGAAGAGUUGAGAUAUUCAUUAUGUUAAAUUUCUGGUUAUACGUAGAUACAACUACACAAGAGAAUAUAACAGAAACUUGUAAUAAAUUGUCCUGGAAGGAUCCUUAGGCUCUUUUGCUGUUAAGGUACAAUAAAUGUAAUUUUUAGUAAACUUGAUAAUUUUU